Hyaloscypha bicolor E is the source of this 1551-nucleotide messenger RNA. Its product is annotated as BcMKK1, mitogen-activated protein kinase. Gene Ontology annotation, molecular function: ATP binding; protein kinase activity. The transcript is spliced from 3 exons. Gene Ontology annotation, biological process: protein phosphorylation. The coding region runs from base 1 to 1551 and encodes 516 amino acids. The record is from RefSeq and is a predicted model, not a curated record. Lineage: Eukaryota; Fungi; Ascomycota; Leotiomycetes; Helotiales; Hyaloscyphaceae.
AUGUCUUCCCCAGCGCCGUUGUUACGCCCUCCGAUUCCUGGCAGCCGCCAGAGCGGUGGUGCCAGAACACCCAGAUUAGGACUCGCCAUUCCACCUUCACCAAGCGCCAAGCCUGUCAAUGGCGGCCCCACACCAGCAGGGCUCACGCUACAAAUGCCUGGGGCGAUGGCAUCAAGGCCAUCUCUGCCCAGAUUGCAAGUAGCCACGCCGAUGGGCAGCAGUCAGACCCCGUACGAGCAACAAUCACAAGCUUUAUUAAAUGGGCGUCCAAGUGCACAACCUGCGGCGGGUCAGUCGGCGAGCGGAGGAAGUGAGAGCAGUGCAGCACAUUCGAGGUCGGGAAGUUUUGGGCCUUUGGAUGGACGAGCAAGUGGACCUACAUCUGCUGGAUCGCAAUACUCGGCACUAUCAUUUGCUUCUCAACAGCAAGGAUUACGGCAGCCACCACAACAAGGAACCCCAGACCCGUCCUCUGCUGUUGGAUCAUUAUACUCUGAACGAAGUGAAGGUGGUGUGGGAAUGGAGCGAGAUGGUAGCAUGAAUGGACUGGAACAAGGCUUUGACAAACUGGCCCUAGAAAGAGGCAGAACUCUGGAUGUGGAAGAAUUGGAUGACGACGGAUGGGGAAUUGCAAGUAUGGAGAAGCGGAUCCAAGAAAUAAGCAGCCUAGGAGAGGGUGCUGGAGGUGCAGUAACAAAGUGCAUAUUGAAAGGGGGGAAGACGAUAUUCGCGCUCAAAAUAAUCACUACCAACCCCGACCCCGCCAUUAAAAAGCAGAUUCUCCGAGAAACCAAGUUCAACAAGUACUGCACCAGCGAGCAUAUCUGUCGAUACUAUGGCGCCUUCGAGGACCCCGCAACAGCCACCAUCUCCAUUGCUAUGGAAUUCUGCGAAGGCGGUUCCCUCGACAGCAUAUACCGCGAAGUGAAGAAGCUCGGUGGACGAACGGGUGAAAAGGUGCUAGGAAAGAUCGCCGAAGGGGUACUAAACGGCCUCACCUACCUCCACAGCAAGAAGAUCAUCCACCGUGACAUCAAACCCAGCAACAUCCUCCUCUGUCGCGAUGGGCAAGUCAAGCUGUGUGAUUUCGGCGUGAGCGGCGAGUUCGGAACCAAGGGAGAUGCAAAUACGUUCAUCGGGACAUCAUACUACAUGGCUCCUGAGCGUAUUACCGGACAAUCCUACACCAUCACCUCUGACGUGUGGUCCACAGGCGUUACGCUCCUAGAAGUAGCACAGCACCGCUUCCCCUUCCCAGCCGACGGAACAGAAAUGCAACCCCGAGCCGGUCUAAUAGACCUUUUAACCUACAUCGUCCGACAACCAAUCCCAAAACUGAAAGAUGAGCCAGAAGCAGGUAUUAAGUGGAGCGACAACUUCAAGUACUUUAUCGAGUGCUGUCUCGAAAAAGAGCCUGCCCGCCGCGCCUCCCCCUGGCGCAUGCUCGAACACCCCUGGAUGAUCGAGAUGCGCAGCAAGCGCGUCAACAUGGCGCACUUCCUCUCCACGGUCUGGGCAUGGGAAGGGAAGCCUGCUGUCGCAGCCGCAUAA